Pogoniulus pusillus (Red-fronted tinkerbird) is the source of this 2277-nucleotide messenger RNA. RefSeq names its product complement C4-B-like. Gene Ontology annotation, cellular component: extracellular region. NCBI's taxonomy places the organism in Eukaryota, Metazoa, Chordata, Aves, Piciformes, Lybiidae. Gene Ontology annotation, biological process: complement activation. The record is from RefSeq and is a predicted model, not a curated record. Gene Ontology annotation, molecular function: endopeptidase inhibitor activity.
AUGGAAAGGCUGGUUUGUUUUUGUUUUUUUUUGGUGAACGUUAUUUUGCUGUUGUCCAACACACAGCAAGUACCAUCAUUUCUUAUUGCUGCCCCAAAUGUGCUGCAUUUGGGCACGCAGGAGACAAUAAUGGUUCAAGUCCACAGAGCACAACAUCCUGUGGAAGUUACUGCAUACAUCAAAGAUGAAACAAAAGAUCAGUUCCUAUCAGAGAGGAUCAUCUUUAAUCUCAACCAAAAUAACAAUUACCAGGAGUUGAAAAAAGUAGUGGUCACACCAGGAGCUCUGACGCAAGAUCUGUUCAAGAAGAGUAGUCAGCCAUAUGUUCUGCUAGUCACUGAAAGCAGGGAACUAUAUAAGGAGACAACUCAAAGCACUCGCAUGCUCCUGUCUUCCAAGAAAGGCUACAUUUUCAUCCAGACAGAUAACCCUAUAUACACACCAAGUUCCAAAGUAAAAUACAGGAUCUUCAUUCUGGAUAAUGCUAUGAGGCCAGCAGAUGACACAGUUACUGUUGCUGUGCUGAAUUCGAAAGGAGUGUUGGUUAAAAAGUCAGACCAGAAAAUAAAAACAGCAUUCGGUGAUAGCUUUGAAAUACCUGACAUUGCUGAGCCUGGAACUUGGAAAAUCAAAGCCUAGUUUCAUCAAUACAAAAUGUCUAAUGUUUCUGCUGAACUUGAAAUUAAAAGUUAUGAACUUCCAUCUUUUGAAGUUAAACUCAUCCCACUUCAGCCAUUCUACCACAUCUGGAAUGAAACCUUUGUGUUUGAUAUCGAGGCAAAACACUCUUAUAGGAAACCAACAGGUGUUGCAUAUGUGACAUUCAGCAUAAUUGAUGAAAAUGAGAAAAAAGUCUUUCUUCCAGGCCUGGAACAACAGCUAUCAGUAAGUACUGGGCUUCGAGGAACAGUGACUUGAAAUACACUGCUUUUGGAAGAGAAAUUAAGAAAGACUAUUUCCGCUCUGUAAGGGUUUCAUUUAUAUGUUGCUGCUACCACUGUAGAAACUGCAAGUGGUGAGAUCAAAGAGGAACUAAGCAAUGUGAAACUUGUGAAAUCUCCUUAUGCUGUGGAUCUGUCUAGCACCAAAAAGUAUUUUGUGCCUGGAGCCCCCUUCUCUGUUGUGGCAUCUGUCACAUUGGUUGAUGGCUCUCCUGCUGCCUCUGUACCAGUCACUUGUACUGUUGCCUUGCCUGGAAAACUACCACUGAAGAAGACUGAACUUUCCAAUAAAGAGGGUCUAAUCUCCUUUAUGUUUGACAUCCCUGGAGAUGCUCAGAAUAUUCAAAUAACGGUAAAGGCUGAAGAGGGAAAAGAAAAAUUAGAAUCACCUGAAACCAGCAUCAGAGCUGAAAGAUACCAGUCUGCUUCCCUGAACUACCUCAGUAUAAGCAUCCCACAUACUAUUGUGACACCUGGAGAUAACUUACUUAUCACCUUGAAUGAUAUUCAUCAUUCCAGUGGUGGAAACAUCGACUAUUUUUUAUUAUAUGCUAUUAGAGAACACUUUGUUGUAUUUAAUGCUAUGAAUUCAUAUGAUCUUGGAUGUGCUCCAGGUGGUGGUGCAAAUAGCAUUCAAGUUUUAACUGAUGUUGGUUUGGCCUUUUUAUCAGAUACGAUUAAAUCCAAUUUGAGAGAAGGCUAUAAAUGUCUCCAGGUUAGUAGAAGGUGGAAGAGAUCUUUGGAUUUUCAGAAGAAAAUGUCAGGAAUUGCGAGCAGAUAUCAAAACACUAACCUACAGAAAUGCUGCACAGACAGAAUGAAAUUAAAUCCCAUAAGGUUUUCAUGUGCAAAAAGGCUAACAAAGGUGGCUGGCUCACCCAAAUGCAGAUACGCCUUCCAAGAUUGCAGUCAGAAAGCCACAGCUCUCAGAAAAAAGGCGAAGAGGAGGAAAAGAGCGGGCUUGGCACGAUGGCGGUUCCCUCCUUCAACCUUCCGCCGGGCACCGGGACGCACAGCCCUACUUACAGGCCGGCCGCUCUCGCCUCGGCACUCCCAAAAACGCCUUCGGAGCCACGGGCUCCAGACUGCGCCCAGCUUACGGGCCGGCCCUCCUGGCUGCAGCAUAGCAACUCCUCUUCAGGAGCCCAGGGAGCCACCUCGACCCUCUAAGGGCCCAGGAAGGAGCGCUCCUGAGAGCUGCCGAAAACAGCCUCCUAGGACCUGCUUACAGGGACCUCCGGCUGCUCCUGGGGACGCACAAGGACAGAGGGGGACAGACGGCUCCACGACUCAUCGCACAGGCCCCGACUACAGGCCUGUUGAGCUGCCACGUUGA